GAAUACAAACAGCCAGGAACAUCAGAAAGUUUCUUGGCUCUUGCAAUUUAAUUACAGUAAAUCAUCAUAAGUUGUAUUAAAUGUGUAUUUCUGUCAAGAGCUGGAUACCUCACCCCCGUGUUUAAACAUAAACGAGUAUUCCGCUUUUAAAAGCGUAGUUAACGCCGUUCACAGCACUGCUAGCUGACGCUACAAGCUAGUUUAGCGAGCUAACCGGAAGCUACUCAUUCAGGCAGCCGGGUAUGAAGGAAGGACAGGGGGAGGCUCUGGCUGCUCAUUCAUCCCUGUGUGAGUUUAUACGGAGUGAGCGAUAACAUCGUUCUCAAGUAUUUGACGUUGACGUAAGCUAAUGUUUGAUUCAAACUACCUCAGAGUUACCUUUACUUCAGGUUGACCUAGCUUGAGAACAACAGGUAACCUCAGCUCAGCCCAGGUGUACCAGGACAUGGCCAGCGGUUCCGUACCAAGCUUCACCUUCCAGGCUUAUGGAGAAGACAACCCAAGGCAGGUGUCAGGCUCCGGGAGCUCAUCUCGUCACCUCUCCGAUUCAGAGUCCGAAAUCUGCCCGACGACGAAGAGCUUAGCUCGGCUGUGCAGCAGGGACAAAGAUGAGCGGGCCACGGCUCUGGAGAAGCUGAGCGAGAAGAUUCUAGUACGUUUAGAAUUGGACCGGACCGGUUCGGCUCGGCUCAGCAAACAGACGCUUCUUCAUCUACUCCGACUGUCCAGGUCGUGUCCCCUUCAGGAGGAGGAGGGGAUUGAAGUACCUCGAGCCUUGGCUUCUGGUCCAAGUGCUUUCAUUCCUGCAAAAGAGAUGUUGAUAGAAGGGCUAAACCAGGACAUCCUGGUCGAGUCUUUUCUUUCGCUGGGUCGAGUCGAUCAUCUCACCAUGGUCAUGGCGCUCCACCCGUCUUAUCUGAGCUGCUUUUUGAGAACCCAGCAUGCUUUGUUUGAACUGGACGGCCCUUUGCCCCGUGACUGGAGACAUUACAUUUCCAUAAUGGCUGCAGCCCGACACCACUGUUCGUACAUGGUGCAGCAGCACAGCAAGGCUUUCCUGGAGGCUGGAGGGGAUGAGAGCUGGCUCAGCGGCAUCAAGCACGCGCCCGUCAAACUCCGCAGCCUCCAUACCCUCAACAAGCUGCUGGCACACCGACCCUGGCUCAUCACACAGCAGCACAUCCAGGAGUUGGUGUGUGCCGGGGCAGAGCCGCGUUGGUCUCUGGCUGAACUGAUCCAUGCCGUGAUUCUGAUGGCACACACUCACUCGCUCUGCUCCUUCGUGUGGGCCUGUGGGUUAAACCCAGAACCGGACCACAUCGGGGGCCACACCUUCCACCCUCCGUCGCCCAGCCACAUUCCUCGCAGCCCUCACAGCCCGGCUCAUGAGGACGGCAGGCAGGAGCUGGUGGAUGGAGCGGUGGAGGUGGAGGUACUGAUGAAGAGAAUGGUGGAGCUGCAGCAGCAGCAGGAGGAGGAAGAGUGCACGCAGGAGGAGAUGGUUACUCGGUUUGAAAGGCAGAGGAGCGAGAGUAUACCAACAGCGGUGGUAAGAGGAGCUCCACCUGAGCUGGUGUUGUGUCUAGUGGAGGAACCCGAGUUCAGAUAUGAGGACUUUGCCCCCAGAGGAGAACAGUCCCCAUCCCCCAUGAGAGCACAGGAUUAUUCAUGGGAAGAUCACGGAUUCUCUCUGGUGCAGAGGCUGCUUCCCGACAUGGGUCAGUUCCUGGAUGAGGAAUUUCAGGUCGUGAGCAACUUGACUUAUAACAGGAUGGCCAUGCAUGAGGACGUGGACACUUACACUCUGAGGAAAGCUCUGUGGAACUACAUCCACUGCCUCUACGGCAUACGGUACGACGAUUACGACUACGGCAGCGUCAAUGUUUUACUGGAGCGCUCUCUGAAGGUCUUUGUUAAAACCAUGGCCUGUCACCCCGAGCAGACCACUGCGCGCAUUUACCACGCCUUCUGGAGACACUUCAGACACUCCGAAAAGGUUCACGCCAACCUAAUAGUGAUGGAAGCCCGGCUGCAGGCUGCUCUUCUAUACACUCUGAGAUCUAUUACUGCCUACAUUAAAUGACUUUGUUGCACACCUUCCUGCAGAUGCUGAGCCAGCUACAAUGAAAAACUUAUUCUCACACACUACAGUGAAUGUUUGCGAAUUCAUAUCGUAUGUUUCAGUGUUAAAUGUUUUUGAUGCUGCUUUGCAAUGUGGAUGUAUUUAAAAUAGAAAAUGUUACCUAUUUUUGCACUGAGUAUGUCAGGAUGGAAAUCCCCAAUGGAGCCUUGAGCGUUGAGCUGAUUUAUCUUGCACACAUCUUGUAAAAUCUACAUGCUACACUCCUGGUUAUGUCAUGUCAGUUUGUUACUGCAUUAGUAAAUCAUAAAUUAGAAAAAAAACAACUUUAUUUUUGAUGUUUAAUUAACACUACUCAGCAAAAAUCAACCAGCCUCUAGUUACUGUCUGCAGGUACAAUAAGGCUAAGCUGAAACUUAAAAUAUCUUGUAUUUUUUAUAAGCAAUAAAGUUACUUUGUUAAUGGUGAAA
This is a messenger RNA of Poecilia reticulata (guppy), 2550 nucleotides long. RefSeq names its product sestrin 2 (gene sesn2). The record is from RefSeq and is a predicted model, not a curated record. Lineage: Eukaryota; Metazoa; Chordata; Actinopteri; Cyprinodontiformes; Poeciliidae. Gene Ontology annotation, cellular component: nucleus. Gene Ontology annotation, molecular function: oxidoreductase activity, acting on peroxide as acceptor; L-leucine binding. Gene Ontology annotation, biological process: regulation of response to reactive oxygen species; negative regulation of TORC1 signaling; cellular response to L-leucine.